AUGGGCCUUUUAAGUAUAUUGAAGAAACUACGUUCGCAUCCAGAUAAAGAAUUGCGUCUUCUACUGUUAGGCUUGGAUAAUGCUGGUAAAACGACUCUCUUAAGACAAUUGGCAUCUGAGGACGUGUCGCAUGUGACCCCGACAGCAGGAUUUAAUAUAAAAUCUGUUUUAUCUAAUGGCUUUAAACUAAAUGUAUGGGAUAUUGGUGGACAAAGAAAAAUACGACCGUAUUGGAGGAAUUAUUUUGAGAAUACUGAUAUUUUGAUAUAUGUGGUAGAUUGUUCUGAUCAUGUUCGAUUGGAAGAAACCAGCCAGGAAUUGGCUGAAUUGUUGCAAGAUGACAAGUUAAGAGGAGUACCACUUCUGGUUUAUGCUAAUAAGCAGGAUUUAGCUACAGCAUUGCCAGCGAGUGAUGUAGCUACACAUUUAGGGCUGCAUCUCAUAAGGGAUCGUACUUGGCAGAUACAGGCCUGUGUUGCGACUGAUGGAACUGGUGUAAAGGUAUUCUAUGUAUAUGAUAAUUGUAUGCCAAACAUAAUGUGUGAUAUUAAGUAUUCUGUAUUCAUCAUCAUCAGCCUAUCAGAGCCCACUGCUGAGUAA
This is a messenger RNA of Danaus chrysippus (African queen), 600 nucleotides long. The record is from the annotation of a GenBank genome assembly. NCBI's taxonomy places the organism in Eukaryota, Metazoa, Arthropoda, Insecta, Lepidoptera, Nymphalidae.